Messenger RNA from Labeo rohita (rohu), 2743 nucleotides. RefSeq names its product tripartite motif-containing protein 16-like. Gene Ontology annotation, molecular function: zinc ion binding; protein binding. The coding region runs from base 48 to 1709 and encodes 553 amino acids. The transcript has 6 exons. Lineage: Eukaryota; Metazoa; Chordata; Actinopteri; Cypriniformes; Cyprinidae. The record is from RefSeq and is a predicted model, not a curated record.
UGUAGUUGAGCAGUUGUGUGUUUGCUUCUCUGUUUUCAGGCAGUAAGAUGGCGGAAGCCAAAUUUUCUCAGGAUGAGUUUAUGUGUCCAGUGUGUCUGGAUCUCCUGCAGGAUCCAGUGGCUAUUCCUUGUGGACACAGUUACUGUAAGAGCUGCAUUACAGGUUGCUGGAAUCGGGAGGAACAGAAGAGAAUCUACAGCUGUCCUCAGUGCAGACAGACCUUCAGUCCAAGACCUGCUUUAGCUAAAAACACCAUGCUGGCUGAAGUGGUGGAGAAACUGAAGAAGACUAAACUUUCAACUGCAUGUUAUGCUGGACCAGGAGAUGUACAGUGUGAUGUUUGUACUGGAAGAAAAUACAAAGCCGUCAAGUCCUGUCUGGUGUGUCUGAACUCUUACUGUCAAACUCACCUUGAACAACAUGAGAGUUUGUUUAAAGGAAAGAGACACAAUUUGACAGAUGCUACUGGACGACUGCAGAAGAUGUUCUGCUGGAAACAUGACAAGCUCCUUGAAGUUUUCUGUCUCACUGACCAGAAAUGUAUAUGUAUGUUGUGUACAAAAUAUGAACACAAAAACCACAACACCGUAUCAGCUGCAGCACAGAGGACAGAGAAACAGAAUAUGCUGAAUGAAACACGAAAAAAGUUCCAGCAGAGAAUCCAGCAGAGAGAGAAAGAUUUUCAGCAGCUAAGAAAAGCUGUGGAGUCUCAUAAGCGCUCUGCACAGACAGCGGUGGAGGACAGUGAGAGGAUCUUUACUGAGCUCAUCCGUUCUAUUGAGAGAAUCUGUUCUAGUGUGACACAGCGGAUUAGAGAUCAGGAAAAGGCUACAGUGAGUUCAGCUGAAAGACAGCUGAAGCAACUUAAGCAGGAGAUCAAUGAUCUGAGGAGGAGAGACGGUGGACUGGAACGGCUUUCACACAUACAGGAUCACAUCCAUUUCCUGCAGAGUUUCCAGUCUCUCUCAGCACCUCCUAAAUCUACAGACAUAGCCAUCAUAUCCUUCAGUUCUCAGUUCUUUUCUGUUGAUGGUUUGAGAGAAUCUGUCCAUCAGCUAAGAGACAAACUGGAGGAUUUUUGCAAAGAGGACAUAAAAAAGAUCUCUGACAAAGUCACAUUCACAAACAUUGUUCCUAGGACCAAGAAUAAAUUCCAACAAUAUUACCAUCAGCACACUAUGGAUCCAAACACAGUGAAUAAACGUUUUCGCCUGUCUGAAAGGAACAGAAUGAUUACUGUUACUGACACAGAGCAUCCGUAUCCUGAUCAUCCUGGCAGAUUUGAUGGAUAUAAUCUUCAGGUGUUGUGUAGAGAGAGUGUUUGUGGACGCUGUUACUGGGAGCUGGAGUGGAGUGGAAAUAAUGUAUUUAUAUCAGUGUCAUACAAGUGCAUCCGCAGGAAGGGAUGGGGUAGAGAGUGUUUGUUUGGACGUAAUGAUCAUUCCUGGAGUUUGUUCUGCUCUCCCUCCAGAUACUCAUUCAUACACAGUAACAUAGAGACUAAACUUCCAGUAAAGUUCAUCAGCUGUCGUAGAAUAGGAGUGUAUGUGGAUCACAGUGCAGGAACUCUGUCCUUCUACAGUGUUUCUGACAAAGUCAGCCUCAUCCACACAGUCCAGACCACAUUCACUCAGCCACUCUAUCCUGGGUUUAGGGUUUAUUAUAAAUCUGGGUGUGGUGUUGGAUCAUCAGUGAAACUGUGUGGAUGAAUCGGAACAGAUUACUUUUAGCAUGAUAAAUCAGUAACAGUGAGAUAUAGAGCCUCUUAAUUUCUUUUCAUUACAUGAAUUCUAUAGCUGAACUUCUGUCACUAAAAUAACGUAUCAGAAAUGUGUGUAAUAAAUACUUAUAUAGACUGUAUGCGAUCACACAUUUUAAGAUCAACUAAAUAUUUUAUGCAUCAAUAAACUCCUUAUUUCUGCUUAUUAAUAGUUACGUAGCUAUUACAUUACAGUACUAGGUAUUAUUAAGGGAUAUAGAAGAUUUUUAUUAGUAAAUUUACCUUUCAGUUGUAAUUCUAAAGUUUGCUAUGAUCACUAUGUAUAAUGCUUUUAUGAAGAUGUACAUUUGCUGUUUACUGGAAGAUUGCCUCAAAUGUCAAUUUUUAUCCAUAGUUAGACAAGGCCUAUUUGCGUGGAAAAAGUAAUACAUUAGUGUGUACCAUGAGAAACAUGGGAAAAAGUGAGUAAUAUCCACACUAUGUCAUUUCAGGUUGUGUUUUCUUUCUAGAAUGCCACUACCUUAUUAUUAUUACUGGUGUUAUACAUUGUACAAAGUGCUCCUAUUAUGCCUUUUCAAAUAUGACCUUUCAUUCAGUGUGUCAUGUAGCUGUAUGUGAACAUAAACUAUCUGCAAAGUUGAUAGUAAAUAAAGUUAUUGUCUAUCAAAAAAAAGUCGGCUCACAAUCGCCUGAAUGAGUUGUCAGGAAUUUGAAUCUUAUUCUGUUACGGCUAUACGUAUAUAAGUAACACAUUUGCAUAAUGCCUGCCCAUGUUCUACGUCGCAAACAACUUGCCCACCCACAAACACAGUAAAAUUUCUAUGUGGUUUACGUCAUGUCGAGAAGAUGCUGUAUCCUAUGCUGUGAGUAAAUUUGUUUUAUAUUCACUUCCAAAAGAUGAAUCUACAGAUUUUCUAGCGAUCAUUCAAAAUACGUAGUUGUGUAUGUUAUGUUGUGUAACAAUCCUGCACAUGUCUUGUUAACUGGCUAACUCCCGUUUCUGUAGUUCUAUCGUUCAGCUGU